AAGUGAAAACAAAGGUUUAUCAUCCCUUUUCCAGCCAAUUAAGAAAUAAUAAUCUAGAUGGCUGGCCACGAUCUCAAUGAUGAUCGGGAACGGUCGGCGGAUGUUGAGUUUGACCGGAGUCUACAAUUUUCUUCUAUGUUCCUCUCGGAGCGGGUAUUGGCUGGCCUAACCCGUAAUAACUACAUUCAUCCAUCGCCGAUACAGGCACGUGCAAUUCCACUUGGAAGGCUCGGAAUAGACUUGUUAGUACAAGCAAAAUCUGGAACCGGUAAAACACUGGUAUUUGCAGUCCUGAUUGGCGAAAUGUACGAUCCAGACACACCUUUUCCCCAGUCGCUAACAAUUGUGCCUACUAGAGAAAUCGCCGUACAAAUCGAGCAGGUAAUGAACCGAAUAUGUUAUUCCCUUCCCCGAUUUCGUGCGCAAAGCUUUAUCGGAGGGUUGGACAUAGCGCAGGAUAGAAAGAAUUUGCAGAAUUGUUCCGCUGUGAUUGGAACGCCUGGCCGUAUAUUACACUUAAUGAAAAAUAACAUUCUGAACACUACUGAAAUGCGUGUUUUGGUAUUGGAUGAAGCUGAUUCAUUGAUUUCUGGAACAUUACAAGCGGAUGUAGAUCAUAUAAUUAAAUUACUUCCUCAAAAACGACAAACAAUAAUGUGCAGUGCAACAUUCUACCAGAACCGGGACCGAAAAUUGCUAAAGUACUUAAAUGAGAAAUUUAUUGGAGUAACACCAAAGAAGGAGGCUCCUAUUUUACAUGGAAUCCGACAAUUUGUGCGCGAAUUACCGGAAACAAAAGACAACAUUAAGGAGGUUAUGGGAAAAAUUGCUGAAUUAAAUCAGAUUUUAAAGAAGAUCCCCUACAAUCAGUGUUUGGUGUUUACCAACACUCAAACAAAGGCUGACACCUAUCGCGCCUAUUUAAACCGAGCCGGUUGGCAAGCGGAAGUUAUCCGUAGUGGUCAGGAACAACGGGUUCGCUUGAAGACGGUGGAAAAUCUGCGGGAAUUCCGCUGUCGCAUUUUAACUGCAACUGACCUAUUGGCACGAGGAAUUGACGCUGAAAAUGUCAAUCUGGUAAUCAAUGUGGAUGUUCCGAAAGACAAUUCGACCUAUCUUCAUCGAAUUGGCCGAGCCGGGAGAUUCGGAACAAAAGGCAUUUCUAUUACUUUGCUUUCAUCGGCAAAAGAGACCGAGCGUUUCCGGAAAAUUUUAAAUGAUAUUGGUGGUACGGAAAUGUUUCUCUAUAAAUUGCCCUCAACAGAGCUCGAAGAAAUAUGGGAUUUUGAUUCAUACGAUAAGAAAUAUAAAAAAUUCUUCGCGUCGUCAUUGGAGCAGGAGAUUCGAGACAGAGGUGCGGAUAGAUCUUUGCUGGAAACAAUUCAGGAAGUUGAUUCCCGAACAGAAAUGGAGCGCAAGUCUGCGGAGGAUCUGGAAGAUAGUUUGGAGGAAGUGAAGAAAUCUGCAGAUUCUACAUUGGAGGCGGAUUCGAUUGAGCAAAUGACGGCAAAAACAGAAAACGGUUUGACCACCACCAAUGAAGAAGAAGAAAUAAUUGAAAAGAUAAUACCGCUCGAUUCAGAUGCAACUUUGGAAGAAAUACAAAUGCAAAGUGAACGUCCAGAAAGCAUUUCGGAUGUGACAAAAGACUGUCCAUUGCCAGUACAACCAAUAAAUUUAUCUGCCCAAACAACGAAUGAUGCGAUCCUCAGUGUUGCUUACCUGAAGUCACUCCAGGCUCAAAUCAAUUCUGCGGAGAAUACUGUGAAUAAACUUGAAGAAAUUGUCAACAGUGCUUUUAACUCUUAUUCAGAUAGCAGCUGCUGUGAAGAAUGCGUAACAACCCAUGUUUUGCAAUUUAAGGAUGAUGAUUUACAAAAAAUUACUUCUAACUCGAACGGAGAUGAAUCUUCAAAAAUGGACCAAAUGUUUUUAGCAGCAAUGCACAAGAUGCAGCUGGCGGAUGCCGGCCAAUCUAAUACUAUAAAGGAAGAAUCUACUGAAAGUGGAAAAGCAUAUAUGCCCAAAUAUUCCUCAGUAAUUGAUCAAAUGUUUCUUAAAGCAAUGGGUGAUCUUGAACAACAAGACUUAAUGAAGACUGAAGUAACCUCAUCCCUAGAGGUAAAACCUGAGCUUGCUAAUGAUACUGCGGAGCAUUCACUUGUCACAAAACAAGAAGGUGAUGCGAGUUCUGAACUAUUGUUGCCCACAACAAACGGAGAGUUAAAAAAUGAAACAGUUUCAUCGAGCGACGAUUUGUUUCUCGCUGCAAUGAAUAAGAUUGAUUUUGAGGGGGACACAAAGCCUCCACCGAGCGAUGACUUAUUCCUUGCAGCAAUGAAUAAGAUUGAUACUGAGGAGGACACGAAGCCUCCACCGAGCGAUGACUUGUUCCUAACGGCAAUGAAUAAGAUUGAUUCUAAGGUGAACACAAAACCCUCACCGAGCGAUGAUUUAUUCCUGGCGGCAAUGAAUAAAAUUGAUUCUGAGGAGGGUACAAAGCCACCACCGAGCGAUGACUUAUUCCUGGCUGCAAUGAAUAAGAUUGAUUUCGAUGAUGAAGCAAAGCCGCAACAAGAUAUACAGGAUCUGACAACACGAUCAGUGACACCGUCUUCUCCGGAGGUUACUUGUUCUACCCCCGAAUCGUGCUUCACUACAGAUAGUUCGUUCAGUUCAAACACCACAAAAAAGGUAGAGGUUGGAUCUGAUUUUACAACACCUAACUCUCGAGUACAGGGAAUUCGCAGCGCUGUGCCGGCACACCAGGUGAGCUCCUCUGUGUCCGAUAACUCAUCCAACACGAGUCAAACUUCCGACUCGGUCGUUCCAAUAACUGACCAGAGUUGCCUUCCGUUGGAAGUGAACAAUGAUGCUUUAUUUGCUAAAAUUAUGGAGCAAAAGGAAAUGGAAGUGGGCCAUCAGCAGCGGCCGUUUCAAUUCUCGAUCGAUGGUUGCAGUCUUGAAGUUCACGACGAUCCGAUUAGUGAUCGCGAUAUUGAUUCUCGCAAGGGGUCUGUUCCUGAUGUAGUUCCUUGUGGAAUUACGAUGGAUGCAUCUCGUCUGCAUAAUGAUGAAUUGGCGUCUGCUUUGGACGAGCAAACGACUUCCGGCUUCGAUCUCAAUUCAAACACAUGCGGUUCAAAUCACGGAUCCGUUUUCGAGCAUGGCGAAGAAGCUGUCAUUCCGCAAGAUGAUCCUCCGAAACGAAUCAGAUUCCAGGAGGAUAAUCUUUCGCUCGAUUUGCUGGCCAAUUCGGAAAAUAAUUUUGAACUUGAAGCUCAACUCGACCAACAGCAAGAUGCGAGACUCGACCUUGCUCCACGCACUGAUGCGGUGGCCGCUACCGAAGAUAUUGAGGAUGCAAGCUCCUAUUCCUCGGAAUACGGCAGUGAAAUGUCCAAUUCAUCCUUUUUCGAUCAACGUGAGUGGGAUGGCGAAGAAGCAGUAAGUGCUACAGUUGCGGGAGGUCAUGGUAAGGAGCGGCGUCGAUCAAAGAGCGAGUACAGACGUAGGUCAAGCGCACGGGAUGCAGAUCUUACCGGUUUGUAUCAUCGAACUUACGCCAACUGGAGCAAUCAGUAUUGGAACCAGAUGACAAUGAUUCGAGACUAUACGCGUUUUUCGAUCUAUACCAAGCGUAACAUUUGCCACAAUUGCCAACCGAAACGUUAAGAUGUACACCAACAAUACAAUAAUCUAUCUCUAAACUAUUUGCAAAAGCUGCUAUACACUUAUGUGAUGUUACUGGUUAGUUUUACUAUAAAAGCGAAGGACAAUUUUCGUUACUAUAUUG
This is a messenger RNA of Sabethes cyaneus, 3796 nucleotides long. RefSeq names its product probable ATP-dependent RNA helicase ddx20. Gene Ontology annotation, cellular component: SMN complex. Bases 58 to 3675 code for a protein of 1205 amino acids. Lineage: Eukaryota; Metazoa; Arthropoda; Insecta; Diptera; Culicidae. The transcript is spliced from 3 exons. Gene Ontology annotation, molecular function: ATP binding; RNA helicase activity; RNA binding. The record is from RefSeq and is a predicted model, not a curated record. Gene Ontology annotation, biological process: spliceosomal snRNP assembly.